Melozone crissalis (California towhee) is the source of this 2141-nucleotide messenger RNA. RefSeq names its product 6-phosphofructo-2-kinase/fructose-2,6-biphosphatase 3 (gene PFKFB3). Gene Ontology annotation, biological process: fructose 2,6-bisphosphate metabolic process; fructose metabolic process. The coding region runs from base 148 to 1743 and encodes 531 amino acids. NCBI's taxonomy places the organism in Eukaryota, Metazoa, Chordata, Aves, Passeriformes, Passerellidae. Gene Ontology annotation, molecular function: 6-phosphofructo-2-kinase activity; ATP binding; fructose-2,6-bisphosphate 2-phosphatase activity. The transcript has 17 exons. The record is from RefSeq and is a predicted model, not a curated record. Gene Ontology annotation, cellular component: cytosol.
CACCGACUGCAACAAAACCCCUUUUUAUUCUAUUUUUUAUCAUAUAUUUCCCGCACCUCCUCCCCCCUCCCCUUUUUUAUUUCUCCUCCUCCCUCCCUCAAACGCAUCAAGGUGGACGCGGAGCGCAAAAAGACCUUUGUUUUAAAAAUGCCCAUGGAGCUGACUCAAAGCCGCAUCCAGAAGAUUUGGCUUCCCAAUGACAACCGGCCGGCGCUGCCCCGCCGCUCCUGUGGGCCUCAGCUUGCCAACUCCCCCACUGUGAUAGUCAUGGUCGGCCUCCCAGCCCGUGGCAAGACCUACAUCUCCAAGAAGCUGACGCGCUACCUCAACUGGAUCGGUGUCCCCACAAAAGUUUUCAAUGUUGGAGAGUACCGCCGUGAGGCCGUGAAGCAUUACAGCUCCUAUGACUUCUUCCGUCCUGACAACGAGGAGGCCAUGAAAGUCAGGAGGCAAUGUGCCAUGGCUGCCCUGAGGGAUGUGAAGCUGUACCUGACGGAGGAGGCCGGGCAGAUUGCGGUUUUUGAUGCCACCAAUACCACGAGGGAGAGGAGAGGGAUGAUCCUGAACUUCGCCAAAGAGAACGGGUUCAAGGUGUUCUUCAUUGAAUCUGUCUGCAAUGAUCCCAACGUGGUUGCCACCAACGUUAUGGAAGUGAAAUUGUCCAGCCCAGAUUACCGGGACUGUAAUUCCACUGAUGCCAUGGAGGAUUUCAUGAAGAGGAUCAAUUGUUACCAGGCCAGCUACCAGCCCCUCGACCCUGAUGACUAUGACAGGGAACUUUCUCUCAUCAAAGUCAUCGACGUGGGCCGGCGGUUCCUGGUGAACAGGGUCCAGGACCACAUCCAGAGCAGGAUUGUUUAUUACCUGAUGAACAUCCACGUCCAGCCCCGCACCAUCUACCUCUGCCGGCACGGGGAGAGCGAGUUCAACCUCAAGGGCAGGAUUGGAGGCGACUCUGGCCUCUCCAACAGGGGCAAGAAGUUUGCAGUGGCACUGAACAAAUUUGUGGAAGAGCAGAACCUGAAAGACCUCAAAAUUUGGACCAGCCAGCUAAAGAGGACAAUCCAAACAGCAGAAGCUCUCCAGCUGCCCUAUGAGCAGUGGAAGGCACUCAAUGAGAUCGAUGCUGGUGUGUGUGAAGAAAUGACCUAUGAAGAAAUCAGGGAGCAGCACCCAGAGGAAUUUGCCCUGCGUGACCAGGAUAAAUAUUACUACCGUUAUCCUUCUGGGGAGUCCUACCAGGACCUGGUGCAGCGCCUGGAGCCGGUGAUCAUGGAGCUGGAGAGGCAAGAGAACGUCCUUGUCAUCUGCCACCAGGCUGUCAUGCGCUGUCUCCUGGCCUAUUUCCUGGACAAGAGUGCAGAUGAAAUGCCCUACCUGAAGUGUCCCCUGCACACAGUGUUGAAGCUGACCCCGGUAGCCUAUGGCUGCCGGGUGGAAUCCAUCUCCCUGAACAUUGAAGCAGUCAACACCCACAGAGAUCGGCCAGAGGAAGCAAAGAAGGGACCUAACCCGCUCAUGAGACGUAAUAGCGUUACCCCUCUAGCAAGCCCUGAGCCCACCAAAAAGCCUCGCAUCAACAGCUUGGAGGAGCAUGUGGCUGUUUCUCCUGCCCUGCCAGGCUGUGUUCCUCAGGAAGUGCCCACGCAGAUGCCGGGACAACCUUUACUAGGGAAGGCAUGCCUAAGACCCGUUUGUCACUUUCUCAAAGUUUUCUCUUUGCUAAUAUUUCCAAGAACAUGAACAACUCCCAGAAGCCGUCGUGACUCCGUGGGCACCGCUGUGAGGCCGCCGGCGCCGCCAGCUUCCCAUCCCAUCGCCAUUCCCGAAGCUUGCUUCCAACCCAGGCGGGGCUGGCUCUGCUCCCCCUGCCCCAAACCUUGCUGCUCAGUGGGGAGGGAUGCAGGAGAGCCCAGGAGGAGCCCAGCUCCAUCCCAGGGUCACCGCCAGCUCUUCAGGCUGCAGCGUUUGCUCUCCUCUCCGGCAUCCUGUUAGGUCGUAGCGAGCUGUAAAGUGCUUCUGUAGUGCACAGGAGUUCCAUUUUCUUCUCUUUUCAGUGGUUUUUGAUCUUCUGUAUAGAUGAUUGGUACCCAUCUGUCUCUGGGUGGGGUGUGUAUAUAUGUGGAUGGUGCGGGGUUAGU